AGCUCUCCAUCAUUGACCAAUCUCCGCCCCGUCGAGUCGCUCAGCCGCUUCCGUGGCCUUGAGUUCCAUUGAGCUCGUGGCUUCCGCAGCAGAAGCUCCGUCUCUCGUGUCCGUUGCCGUCGAUCGUCCCCCUUCGCGUCCCUUAUUCACGUAGCUCUCUCUCUCUCUCUAGAACCAAACAGCCUCACAGAGAAGGAGCUCAAUGUUUUAGCUGUAACAGGCGUCCAUGCAGGAAGGAGAAUCAGCGGAAGUAGGAUUAGGAAUAGCGAAUGGAGGAAUUGAAGAAGGAAAUCGAAUGGAAGUAGGAGAAGACGGCGGAUUCAGAAAUCGAGAGCGUGUAAGAAUGGUUUGGACUUGACAGACGGCGGGAGAAGCAGGCGGACGGAGGAGCCCCUUCGCUCCCAAUUCGCGACGUCCGAAUGCUCAUGGAGGGCUUCACACGCGUGCCCGGUCGUCCACUCCUCAACGCCUGUCCAAUCCGAGCCAGAAACUCUCCCACUCAUGUCCGCGCUUCCCCUUUGGAAAGGACUCGGAUGGUUCUCUUCAAGAUGCUCAACCAUCAAGUAUUUGAUGAUAUAAGUGCUUGCAUUUCCACUGGUAAAGAAGCAAAUGUCUAUCAUGCAACAAAAUCUGAUGGGCAAGAAUUGGCAAUUAAAGUCUACAAGACUUCAGCGCUGGUGUUCAAUCACUGCUGCAUUGUGGAGAAUGUCGGCUUGUAUCGUUUGAUAGUUACUUGUUUUAUCUUAUGUUAGGAGCUACUGUCAGUUCUUUUUCUUAAGUAUCUGGCCGAAAGGAGCUAUUCUUAGUUUGCAAUGUGAUUUUACUUCAAGACUAGAAUAUUGAUUCUGUAGUGGUGUCUCGUGCAUAUAGUUUCAUGGUAGGUUUUGCUUUUCUUUUCUUCUAUUUGUUAUUAUAUGAUUUUCUUCCAUCGUGGGAUAAGGCCAUGGACACAGCCUCAUUAAUGUAAAGGAGUUACAAAUCUGAGAUCUCAGGCCUGCUUUGUGCCAAGAAAAAGAUUCAUGGCUAUAUCUGCCUGUCCAAUUUCUGUUCUUCCUUUCAUCUCGUUCUCCUCCGAUGUUAUGGGCUCUCUUAAUGCUUUUUACCACAGAACCGAGAACCUUUAAUUCUUCUGGAUCAAAACCUAUGUCAUCUAGUUAUCGAAGUCAAGUUGUUCUUCUGUUAACAAAUGGUCUUAAUAUUAGUUGACUCUGAAGUUAAUAUCAUGAAAAACUAAGGAUGGAGGUCUUACUUCUAAGCCUUGGAGCAUUCCAGCCAUAUAUCUACCUUUAUUUGGACGCCAAACUGUGCUGUCACUUCGACCCACAAACAUAAACCGGAGGAGAGCUGUGAUGAUUGACUUGCACUGAAUUCUGCAUCUCACCUACUGGAAGUUCUGAAGUGACCACUUAUCUGGAUUUGUUCCCUUUGCUCAACUCAUGUUGUGCAACUCACUGUUGUCUUGACUGAUUAGCACUAUGCAUUUACUCCUUUUGAUACUCCAUCCAAACUGUUUUUCACCAUGAACUAUAACUCUUAGCUUUCUAUGGUCUUUAUAGAUAGCAGUUGGUGUCUGAUGCUAUAUUCACGCAAACUCCAUACAUAUGGUACUAUUAUACUCGUCUGAACCAGGACCAGCAUUAACAUCGAGAAUAGUCCACGGUGAGACUAAUAACUGUUAGGACAAAACAUCAAUAAACAGUAUUUAAUAACAAAUUUUCUGUCUCCGUAGUCAAUCCAUACGCCUUUAACCUUUGUUUUGGCAUCAAAGAAAUAGUCGGUUUAACAAGCUCCUUGCUUCUGUCAAUGUUACUCCAUGAAUUUUAGGUAGUAAAUGGUUAUCAGUAUAGCAUCUUGCAAAGAUUUUGAUGCAGGAUCUAACUGUACUACUGUGUAUGAAUUUUCAACAGGCUAUAUAGCGAACUUUGAACUGUGAUGUUUUCUUGUCAUACAAAAUAUUAUAUAGCCCUGGGACCAAAUUUGCUAGGCACCUAGGUAAUACUAGAUCAAAGUGGAAGCCACUUGUGCCAACCAGAUGUUUGUAGUGCAUCUGCUUCUUGGUGCACCCAGUUUUUACUUCUCUUGGGAGACUUUUUCUUAUGGAAACCUGAUGCACGUACUUAUGAUGCUGAGAAAAUGCUUUGCGCAUUUGUGGUUUGUUUUACGGAGAGAUUAUAUUGUAGUCUACAGGGAGUAGCAAUCUAAAUUUACAUUCUUCAUUGGAUGUGGUGACAAUUACGUUUUCUUUCAGUCAUAUAUACUGAAGACACUAGAUUUGGUGAAGAGUGUGUGAGAGAUGUGAUUCGGAUAACAAGUGGGAAGGACGGUGGAGACGUGUAUUACAAGACUAUUACCUGGUUACAUAAGGCUCUCACGAAGGAGGACGCUAAUGCUAUAGAAAAGGCGACUGAUCCUGGUGAUAAUACUAAAGCUUGCGGUAGCGAACCCAAGUCUGAUAGAGAUGUAGAUGAAGAUUGUAAGAAAAUGAGCCGGCUUCCGAAACCGAGGUGCAGGCUCCUGUUGACAAGAAGGCUGCUUGGAAGGAGAACAAAAAGAAGGUCAAAGAGGAAAAUGGUAAGCGUGGAAAAACAAAGUCCCCAAGGCUGUGAAGAAAGAAGGAGAAGUUGGCCAAAGCCUAUAAGACUAGGUAGUCGUUACUGGCCGUGGUAUUAAUAUACGUGUUUUUCGGUAUUUGUCGAUAGAGAGUGAGUCUCGUAUUGUAUAAGUUUAAUUUACCGGAUGUGGAGAUGACUUUGCACCUUUCAGCGGUAAAAACCCAGUUUUAGCUGAGAAUACAGCGAGAGGGAUAAGUUCAUGUUGGUCUUGUAUUGUGUCAGGGUAGCGUUCUUAGAUGGUGUUGGUAUAUUGUUCCAAGGUAAAUUAUAUAGCAGCUUCUUCUUUUCUGUUUUUUUCCCUUCUUUUUGCUAGUGAUUAUAAGGACGGAGGCCUUGGUAGGAGUUGGCUAUGACCUAAUCGAAUCCCGGUUCUGAUCCACUAUCCAUGGUUGGAUACCUGACAUGAUAUUAAUUUGAUUUUUUCACUUACUUUAGGGGGUGAGAAAAUGAUUAAUUUUUAUCUAUUGGAUUGAGCAUUGCUUGGCUGGCUUA
Molecule: messenger RNA, 3104 nt
Organism: Syzygium oleosum
Lineage: Eukaryota; Viridiplantae; Streptophyta; Magnoliopsida; Myrtales; Myrtaceae
Product: serine/threonine-protein kinase rio1-like
Exons: 4
Coding region: 420-752 (110 amino acids)
Source: RefSeq, a predicted model, not a curated record